UAAUCGUUGCAGUCCUUCGCAAAACAUUUGCUUAGCACAAAAGGCAAACACCCUCCGAGAAGUCCCGAACCUCAGAAUGUCUGUUGGUACAGAGGGACCAUUCUUCUCGCGGUCUGUCUCGAGUUCUCCAAUAUCCUCGCAGCUUCUCGCGAGAGGAAGCCAGCGAGUGGCGCAGCGUGACGUGCGCAGGCAACGAUCCAGCUGCCCAGUCGUCAGUCAGUCCGUCAGGUUCACGGGUAUGAACGGCGAAGCGUCCACCCGGCACGCCAGCGUCCACCCGAAGAGAAAGGAGCCGUGUGUACCCGCCAGCUUGUCUUUGGCGGCCUCGCUCGUCGAGUGCAGGCCUCUUCCCUCCCUGUACGGUCUGUUCGUCUGCGAUUUGCCGGAGGAUCUGCGUUUGCAGAAGUUACUGAGUCUUGUCUCUCUUGUUGUUUGUGUUACGGUCCGCGAUAACAACGGUCUCUGCCUUUUACUGUUCGUGGUUGACGGUCUUUGAAAGAAGUGCCAAAAGUCGAAUCUGGUGUUCAUUCAUCUGCUAUGCUGAGCGGCGGGUCCUUCUGGAGGAUUCUGGGACUCAACGCAGUCAUCUGGUCGGCCUUACCUGGUGCAGUGACAAAAGAGUGCCUGAAGAGAGAUGUACUGGGACACCGGGAGAACAAUGUCUACUCGUGUGACCACCCGGUCUUCACCGAGUGUUGUGAGCACCAAGGUCGCUUCACCUGCUGCGAGCCUGUCGUCGAUAAAAGUCUGAAAGAGCAGUUGCAGCUCUGGGGGAUGAUCGCUGCCAUGCUGGUGGUCGGCGCCAUGAUUUACACGUGUGUGGUCAGGGAUGGCUCGGUCUUCGAGGCCGAGACACUGAAAGAGGCCGUGCGCAAAAAACUGCGGAUAAGGAAUCCCACGGAGGACCAGAAACCCCUUGUGAACACAAGCCCGCUGCCGGAGUUACAGCCAAGCCCCGGGUACCAGUGGAAAGCAACGAGUUUCUGAAGAUGCGCAUCAGCCCAUGUAUCAGGACAGAGUGUAAACACCAGCGGAAGUCGUCAACGGAAGUCAACUUGAAAGAAUUAAAAAAAUGCGCGGAUGGACCAAACACUGACCAGUGCAUCUGCUUUUGGAAGAAACUCCAAAUUAAUGAUAAAACUAAUUAUUUUGAUGAUAUUUGAAAAUGAAUUCUCUGCUUCAUUCUUUUUAUAUUCUUCUUUGGCAUUUUUCUCUUUCUCUCUGACUUUUUGUGAGAUGUUUUUCAAUGCACACAUUCCUUCUUUCCACGUUAAGGCUCUCUCUCUCUUUCACACAAACACACAAACAAACACACGCACACCCAAGCACGCACGCAAGCACGCCCCUCGCCGUGAUAUAGCCUUAGUUGUCGGCACGACAUAAAACACACACAUGCACACGCGCGCCCACACACACACACAAACGCACACAUGUGGAUGCACUACACGUUCAUGUCAAACUCAAGCAUCCACAGGUCAGAGGUGAAUGUCAGAAAGCAUGACACAUUCUUGUGUCAAUUCCUAUUCAAGUCAAAUGCAGUGACACUAAUUCUUUUGGAUUUCGAGAUAAGAAGCAUCGCUUCCACAUGUCUACUGAUGUAUAUAUUUAUCAUUAUCUCCCCACCAACGCCCCCUGUUGUCUCUCACAUUCAGAAAUUUUCUCCUGAAUUCAGAGUACCACAGGAUGGGGGACCUCUGUGACCUUUCUAUAACCUUUAAUGCUCCUGUGAUACUUCAGUCUUACCAGACAUUGACCGAUCGGUGGGCUUUAACAACAGAGGACUUUCAUUAUACGCUCUUUGUGGUGAAGAAUUCUUUGAUCACAAAAUUGAAUUUUUUCAGGCGUUAGCAUGCGUGUGUGCGUUUGAGAGUUUCUGUGCAUUAAGGAAUCUGUGGAAGAAUGCUGAAUAUUUCAGUGUACUUGCCUUUCAAACUGUUUACCUGUGACAAUAAAUAAUAUUAUACCUGUGCCAAGAUGUCAAAGCAGGAAUAUGAAAUUACUAUUGUUAACAUUGAUUCAAUGCAGAAAAAGUAAGCUAACUAAAAUUAUUCUAUUUUCGUUUUUUUUAUUCUGUCAUUUUACGUGUAACGUAAAUUCUAA
Pomacea canaliculata is the source of this 2100-nucleotide messenger RNA. RefSeq lists its product as uncharacterized. The transcript is spliced from 5 exons. Bases 538 to 987 code for a protein of 149 amino acids. The record is from RefSeq and is a predicted model, not a curated record. Lineage: Eukaryota; Metazoa; Mollusca; Gastropoda; Architaenioglossa; Ampullariidae.